UUAGUCACACCAAAAUCUAAACUUUCUCUUACCAUAUUUACUCUUGCUUUUCUGAUUUUUUUAUUGCUUUAACUUUAAGAGAUGGCUAUGGUUACAGCUUUGGUGAAUGACAGGUCAGUGGUUAUAUUCAGUAAAAACUCUUGCUGCAUGUGCCACACAAUUAAGACACUGAUAAGCAGUUUUGGAGCAAAUCCCACUGUUUAUGAGUUAGAUGAGCAUCCAAAGGGGCAUCAGAUAGAGAAAGAACUCAAGGGGUUAGGGUUUAAGCCAAGUGUCCCAGCUGUGUUCAUAGGACAGAAGCUGAUUGGUGGAGCCAACGAGAUAAUGGCACUUCAUUUGAAGGGUCAGUUGGUGCCAUUGUUACUUGGGGCUAAUGCUAUAUGGGUUUAGUGAAACUUGUUCAAGAAGAUGUUAGUAUAGAGUUAAGAGUUAUGUUAAUACAACUACAGGAGCAGUUUGAUGCUUCGGCAGUUGUUCGAGCAGGAAAGAUGAGAGUUGUUUUUGGGCCGUCUUUUCCGUUGGUGUUCGUUUUCCUUUUUCUUCUUUUUUUGUCCAUGACAAUGUAUGCAUGUGCCAACUUCCACAUGUAACUUCCUACUUUUUAAAGCAACAAGAGAUGCAAUGUAAUUUCCUAAUUUUGUUCAUGCAUUAACACUUUUUGUAUCCAUUUUCUG
Molecule: messenger RNA, 674 nt
Organism: Helianthus annuus (common sunflower)
Lineage: Eukaryota; Viridiplantae; Streptophyta; Magnoliopsida; Asterales; Asteraceae
Product: monothiol glutaredoxin-S2-like
Exons: 1
Coding region: 82-390 (102 amino acids)
Source: RefSeq, a predicted model, not a curated record